Messenger RNA from Suillus subaureus, 1401 nucleotides. RefSeq lists its product as uncharacterized. Gene Ontology annotation, biological process: ubiquitin-dependent protein catabolic process. Gene Ontology annotation, cellular component: COP9 signalosome. The transcript is spliced from 9 exons. The record is from RefSeq and is a predicted model, not a curated record. Lineage: Eukaryota; Fungi; Basidiomycota; Agaricomycetes; Boletales; Suillaceae. The coding region runs from base 1 to 1401 and encodes 466 amino acids.
AUGAAUCAAUCAGGUCUUCCUACUCCACCACCUACAUCCGCCACGUCAAUCACCAAUCCUGCACAGUCAUCAUCGAAUGCAGCUGGACAAUCUACGAGUGAUGUCUCGUUAGGCUCUAUUGUCGCGACUAUAACUUCGGCGUCAAGUCCUUCCCAAUUAAACCAAUAUCUGAGGAGUUGCGCAUCCAAAGAUGUCAGAGAAGUCCUGCUGGCCAGCAUUUUGCCGGGUAGCCAAGAUCCAUUGACUUUGUUAAACGCGCGAGAUCACACACUUGGCAUGCUUUACAUUUUGUCUGCGCGACUGCAUACUGUCGCGUCUGAUAAGCCUUUGUGGCACCAUAUCGAGGGUUUUUGCCGCGAUUUUAUCCCUGAACAUGCUCGCUUUGCACCGGAUCGAGUGACACUUUUUGCAACUGGGAUACGACAAUUCGCUGAAGUUGAAGGAAACCCCAAACUUGCAAUCUCGCCAUUAUCUGAUUUGCUCGUGAAAUAUGCUCCAACCCUUUCACAUCUCACCACCAUCCAUCCUAUUUUCCUGACGAUUUGCGUCGCCACUCGCCAUUUCACAGCCGCAAUCCCCAUCCUAGCUCAUUCGAUCACUACAAUUGAUCUCUCACUUUCCGACUUAACCUACCACGAUAAUCUAAUAUACCACUACGCCGGCGGCAUCGCACUUGCUGCGCUAAAGAAUUGGUCAGCUGCAGAAGAACUCUUUGAGAUCUGUGCAUCAAGUCCAGGCUCGGCGGCUUCCGCUAUUCAAAUGGAAGCCUUGAAGAAGUUGACCCUCGUGCAGUUGAUAUACCGCGGAAAGACUUCACCUCCAUCCAAGUACAUGCACCCAAUUCUUAUGCGACUUUUCAAGGCAACUCCUUACUCAAGUUUUAUGAAUGCGUACCCUCUGCAGCGCGACUACCUUCGCACAAUAGCUGCAAACGAGCAGCAACUAUUCGCUAAUGAAAGGACUCUCGGUCUCAUCACCCAGGCACUCGACCGCGCGCCCCGUUGGGCCAUAAAGAAACUCACAACCACUUAUCUGACGUUACAUUUAUCCGAUAUUGGACGAGAAGUGGGAAUUUCCGACGAGAAUGAAGUGAAAUCUCUGAUCUUGAGCAUGAUUGAGUGUUCGGAAAUCUCCGCGGAGCUGUCUGCAGAUGGGACUGUGUCAUUCUCGGAUCCGCCAGUGAAAUUCGAGAAGACUGAUGUGGACCGAGUGUUGGCACAGGCGCAACAGCAGGACGCCCUCCUUGUGAGGCUCGAGAAAGAGAUGGAAAGGAACAAAGAGUAUCUGACAAAGGCCGUCAAGAGCAAGGACGACGCGGGUUGGGGACCAGCGACGGAUGAAGAUGGUGCAUUUGGAGACCGUCCAUCGGGUAACUGGGCUGAAGAAAUGAGCUUCGCUUGA